AUGAAACCAUUGAAUGGCAAAUCAACCGGGGAUUCUUUGCACAGCUUCUUCCAACCCGCGAAUGAGGAACAGCAAUGGUCUUUGCAGAAGUUCGAACCAACGCGCCCCGCGGAGUCCACGACGGAAAAAGCUGGAGACGAUGACGAUUUGAUAGAGGAUGACUACGAUUCUUUUGAUGAGUUGUUUACGCAGCAUUUCAUAAACGCGGACAUUGGUUCCCAGGGCGGGACAGGAGCGCAGGAGAACAGUCAAGACAAACCAUGCCAGGAUCCACCAUCGACCAAGUCAAAUUCGAUAGGGAAGCGUGCGAGCUCUACCAAGCGCUUCUUGCUUCCUCAAUCCCCGAAAGGCGGGAGUCAAUCUCGGCCAUCAGCUACCGUCACCGCAGAGGACGAUGCACGUCCAUGGGCCCAAAAGUACAGCCCAUCCAAUUUGGAUGAGCUAGCUGUCCAUAAGCGGAAAGUUACUGAUGUGCAGAACUGGUUGAAUGAUGUAUUUAUAGGGAGAAAUAGAUGUAGAUUGCUCGUUCUGCGUGGUCCUGCCGGUUGUGGGAAAACAACUACCGUAUCUUUGUUGUCUAAGGCAUUAGGCUUCGACGUCCUCGAGUGGAAGAAUCCGCCAGCCUCCGAAUUCAACACGAAGGGUUAUACAUCCACUGGUGCUCAAUUCGAGGAAUUCCUGGGACGCGGUGAUAAGUUUAGUGGACUUGAACUGGACGGGACAGAGAGCACUCCUGAUGCUGGAGGAAGCCAUGACCCUACACCACCCCAGCGACGUAUUAUCCUUAUAGAGGAGUUUCCCACAAUUCUGAGUCGGAAUUCGUCUGGUCUGGUUGCCUUCAGGCUUUCUCUCCAGAGGUAUCUUGCUGCAACAGCCCUAUCGAGGUCGAGUAACCAAGUGAUUCCGGAAGAAACAAUGAAUCCUCCUAUCGUGCUCGUCGUUUCAGAAACACUUUUGGGCUCGGCAUCUUCUGUUUUGGAUAAUUUAACUGCCCACAGGUUACUGGGGCCGGACGUUUACAACCACCCGAACGCCACGUUUAUCGAUUUCAACAGCAUUGCUCCCACAUAUAUGCAAAAAGCCCUAAGGCUGGUAUUGGAGAAGGAGGCUCGUCAUUCCAGGCGAGUUCAAGUCCCGGGGCCAGCAUUUCUCGAGAGAAUGUCUGAGAUAGGAGACAUCAGGAGUGCUAUUUCUUCUCUUGAGUUUGUCUGCCUCAGAGGAGACAAAUCAGGAGCAUGGGGAGGAAGCAUAAACAAAAAGACAAAGAAGUCGUCUCGAAAUGGUGUAGGACUCACGCAGAUGGAAAAGGAGUCAUUAAAAAUGAUCACUCAGAGAGAAGCGAGUCUUGGGAUAUUCCAUGCUGUUGGUAAAAUCGUAUACAACAAGCGUGACGAGGCUAGCAGUACGACAGGGAGCAUUAGGCCCCCUUCGCCGCCAGAUCAUUUGCGCCACCAUGGGCGACCCAAAGUAUCUCAGGUCUGCGUUGAUGAGCUCAUGGAUGAGACUGGAACGGAUAUCCAAACAUUCAUAAGCGCCCUACAUGAAAACUAUGUGCCAUCCUGCGAGUGCCUGCCAUCCACAGACUGUCUGGAUGAAUGUAUAGGGGCAUUGUCAGAUAGUGACAUGUUGUGCGCGGACCAAAGAGGCGCUCAGAGACAUAGGGCAAGAGUCGGUGGAGUCGGAAAUUUCAGUGCAGGUGUUGACAUGUUACGCCAAGACGAGAUUAGCUAUCAGGUAGCUACGCGAGGCCUGCUUUUCGCUCUCCCUUAUCCUGUAAGAAGGAAGUUGGGAUCAGGGCGUGGGAACGAUGCUUAUAAGAUGUCUUAUCCAACAUCUUUGCGUUUAUGGAGCGCAUCCGAGGAAAUUGAAGGGUUGAUAGACUUGUGGAUGAAGCAUCUGCUGAAUCCAUUCGGCACAGCAGUCUCCCAGCCCAGUGGCAUACAGAGCUGGAAGAACCGUUCAGCCGUUUGUGACAUCGAUCAAUAUAAUGACAGUGACACGCUCAAGACUGUGACAAUGAUGCCUCGCAACGACGCAUUACUUUGGCACCUACCAUAUAUGGCUAAAAUCUCACAGAACGAAGUCGAAUCAAAAGAGCUCUAUACGAUCACCAGCUUUCGUAUUGGAGCUCACAGCGAUCCUCAUUACAACAACAACGACCAUGGCAACGAUCCUUUGCUGGGACCUAAUCGUCUUCUCCGGCGGAGGUUACCCCAUAGCAAGGAUCACAGCAAUAAAAGUACAUUUGGGCCGCAACUCCCGCAACCCUUGGAAGAUCAAGAGGAGAAGCUAGUCUUGAGUGACGACGAUAUUGUGGAUGACUGA
This is a messenger RNA of Aspergillus glaucus CBS 516.65, 2325 nucleotides long. Its product is annotated as putative cell cycle checkpoint protein Rad17. The coding region runs from base 1 to 2325 and encodes 774 amino acids. Gene Ontology annotation, biological process: DNA repair; DNA damage checkpoint signaling; mitotic DNA replication checkpoint signaling. The record is from RefSeq and is a predicted model, not a curated record. The transcript has 2 exons. Gene Ontology annotation, molecular function: chromatin binding. Lineage: Eukaryota; Fungi; Ascomycota; Eurotiomycetes; Eurotiales; Aspergillaceae.